CACGUCGACCUGCUGCUCCUCCGUCUUUCCUGCGCACACAGUCUUCUGCCUCUUCGCAUACCGCGCAUGCUGCAUCCAGUGCCGCUGCCGCCCCCCUCAGCCCACCCUCCCCGCCGCCCGUCUGCGCUCCAUCCGACCAUGCAUCCGCUUUCGGUGCGAUGACUUCUCGUCCUGGCCCAGGGAUCCAAGAAUCUCUGCAGCAUCGCGGCGGCGGACCUGCUUAUCGGCCGGUGCGGCGCGUACCCCGUCCCCAGCAUGGCCCGCCACGCUCGAGCCGGGAGAGCGAGCGAAGGGCGGCGGAAGAGCGAGUGACGAGGCCCAAAGGCAAGCGCAGACCGGUGCAGCUCGAGGGCAUACAGACGGCGACGGACGGUGGCGUGCGGCCGCCUCCGAAAGGGAAGCCCCAGCUGUUCUUCAGCAACGUGGCCGGCAACGCCGGCGAGCUGUCGCCCCAUGGCCCGCCAGCCCAAAAUCUGCCCGUACCACCGCGGCCUGGCUCUUCCUUGCGCGGGGGCGUCUCGCACCAGCGCCGUAGUCUUCCUGGCGGAACGGGCGUCAAGAUCGGAGGCGCCCCCAAAGCCCGGGGCCCAGAGGCGCCAGCGCCGGCUGCUGUACUUCCGGGAGGCAAAACGGCGGACCUGUUCCCAUGGACGGGCAGACAUCCCGAGGAUGCGCUGUCCGAGGCCCUGGUCAAGGCCGGCACAAGCAACAAGUCUCAGAUCAUGAACGAGACGAAUACGGCCCGUCCGUCGCUGUGGUCGAAUCUGAGGAAUAAGUCCGGCAUCUCAGCUCUCUCCACACUGUUCGUCGCCGUCCUCGAGAAGAGACAGUCCUGCGGCCGUCUCACCACACCCAACACGUUCAAGCCGCCUCCACGGCUGACAUUGAGGGACUCCACACGGGAAUCAUGGCUUCACGACCUGGCGAACCCGGCCGUCGGACUUCGAAGGCUGAGUCGUACUAUUCCUCACGGCAUCACGGGCAAGGUGCUUCUGGAUCAGUGCCUCAACAAGAACAUCCCUAUUCCAAGAGCGACGUGGCUGGCCAAGUGCGUCGGGAUCAACGAGAUGCGCGCCCACAAACGCAAGGGCCAAGCCGGCACCAUCACGUGGGUGCGAGGCUGGACAAAUUCAGUGGAACAGUUUCUGGACGGCGUAAUUGCAAAUAUUGGACAACAGGAGUGGAAGUCCCGCAUUACAUACGCGCUUCAGCUUACGACCCACCUGUUCAAAGAACAUCUCCUAGAAGACGAUCAUUUCCUCGACUGGGUGCUCAAGAGCAUUGAAUCAUGCCCGUCCGAGCGCUUGUUCAUCUGGCUCCUCAUCGUCUCUAUCCCGAGCUAUUGGCUAGAGCUGACGUCUUCCCGCCGCCGAGGCAAGAUCCUGGCCGAAUCCCUGCUCAACCACGCUGAAAAGCUGUAUGACCAUGACGACGAAGGUCAUGUCUCACCCGUCCUUGAGUUUAUAGAGGACACUGUAGUCAAGCUAGUCGUGACCAGACCGGCGUGUUUUCUGCUCCCCAGGACUUGGAAGCGACACGGAGCAAUCCUUCGUGCCCUCGCCCAAAGGCGGUCUUCGAUCGACACGAUUCACACAAUAGCCGAGCUCGACGCGAGGAAUAUGCGAAUACUGCCUUCGUCUGGCUCACGUCCUUCACAAGCACAGAACUCCAUCGGCCGGAUAUACCGCCUCCUAGACCACGUGGAUUACAGCGUGCGCGUGCCCAUCGACGAAUUAGCUUUCGAUUGCAUGGAGAUCAUGCCUGAUGCCAACAGUCUCAUGACGGCUGCCCUUCAGUGGGCGUGCUCUUUGUAUCGACAAGGUUCUCAUCGGAUAUACCUAGUCACCCGUCUGCUUCGGAAGUGGAGUCGUCUCGGUGCGGAUGUUUAUGAUGGCAUACUUGCGUUCCUUCACACGAUGGCAUCGGGCAGAAGCGAGGAACCACGUGUGGUCUUUCGAGUCGUUGCGGAAUUAAUUCGCUCAAAGACAUUUCCCGCCGGCAGAUACCUCCAAUGGCUCAUUGCUACGGGAUCCUUGAGCCAUCAUCCGGACCUUUGUGCGCGCUCCGCCUGGCCACUACGCUUGAUGACUGAAAUGCCUCUCAGUGGACUGUCGGAUAAUGUUCAGAACCUAAGAUAUACGCUCCUACGAGGGACAACCUAUUCCGCAGAAGCUGAAGAGCAGGCUCUAGAUUUGGCUGAAGAUGCAGUCCGGCGCCGCCUCCCCAGUUUAUUUAAUACGGCAGAUGCGAUCGAUAGCACAGCUCCCGUAGAUCUUGGCGCUCUUAGCCCAACGGUACGGCUUGAGCUGGGCACAUGGUUACGCCAACAAAUUGCUGCACAUACGGAUUACGUUGAACGAGUUCCAACGAAAGAUCCUGCCGUUGAGGUGACCGGAACUGUGUGCAGGAUAUCCUUACAGGACUUUCAAGUCGUCAGAUCUUACCUGGAGCUUUUCGAUGACCUUUCUAUUCUCGCAGACGUUAUUGGCAUCGUUGCUACGUCUUUAGACUCUAACGUCCUGGGCGCCGCCGCGGAUACCCUACACCAUAACCACAAAGCUUUCAGGGCUAUCGGCGCCUUCGAGCCUCUUUUCGAGAAAAUUGCGAUGAGGUAUGCGGCUAUCCGAACAGUGCGCUUCCCCGAACGGGAUCUGCUUCUCAGCCUCAGCGAUUUAGCUCGUACAGCCAGGGCCGAUACCCAGCUUACGCAGCUAUUGAGCUAUGAUCUCAGUCGCUACGAUCAAAAGAACUCUAUUGCCGCUUGCUCUCCCGCCUCUGAUAAUAUGAAUGAGGCUCUCGCACCAUUGGAUGUUGAAGACGAGAUUGAGCGGAUCCUCUCUAGCGGCACUAGUAUGGACCAGCAGAUGAUGAGCCGGGUUUUCCGGAAAAUAGCGCACAGCCUGGAAGAACAGCUUUGCAAAGGGGGCAACCACUUUGAAAGCUUCCCGAGUUGGUUCUAUCGCUUGCGCAAUUUUGAAGAAAGCACGUUUGACAUGAUUCUAGCCUCAUGGCUAGGAUCAUUGUUAAUGAGCCAUCAACAGCUGUUGCUGCGUGCGGCGCUCCCUCCGUUGGUAUCGUCUGGCUGCUUGACUUUAUCUCGGUUUAUUCAGACCAUCCAACUAUGCAUACGCAAUCGACGAUCGACCCAGCCGGCGGAGGCACUCCAGAUUGCAAUUGAAGGCUUAGACAACCUCAUCCUAUCCGAGGAUCCGAACCGACCCUGUCAGCCGCGAGACGCGUAUCGAUAUAGCCUAGAACAGCGCAAGAUCUGUCAGGAGCGUGGGCGGGGGAUUCUUGACCUGAUCGUCGACAUUGUUAAUCUGGGCUCUGCGGAAUCUAGGCCAAAGAGUCCGACAGAGCUGUCCGAUGUCCUGUCUAACGAUCGGCUUCUCAUGGUCCUUAGAGAUUUCGCCAUCUAUGAGUCACAAAGCUUAUCCGAAUCGCUAUGCGCCGGCGAGCAACCCUCUUCUAGCGCGAAACACACAGUCAUCAAGACGCUGCUGGAUCGCUUGUUGGACCCAGCCAGUGACCUAGGCCUGGCGAAGAAGAGUCUCGGGCAGCAAGUGACUGUAAUAGUGGAGUCCGCGAACGACCUCACUCUACCUUUCUGCCAGCUACAGCUCCAGCAGAUUUUCUUCAUGAGCAAAGACUCAUUGGAUGACAAUGCAGUCGAGGGUGUUUCCGCAGCCCUUCUCCUUGCUGUCAAGGAUGCCGUUGAGAAGGACCGGCCUUCUUGGACAGAUCUCCUCACUGGCCUGGAUACAAGUCUCACAAGCAAGAUCCGAGAGCAUGCUGAGCGGGAAUUAAUCAAUGCUUCCGCCUUCCUUUGCGGCGUGACUGUUGACGAGGCUGCGCAAGUCGCGGAUGAAGCGUUAUUCGUCCGCAAAUCCCUAACAGUCAUCGACUUCACUACUACGGACACUUUGGGAGAUGAGCAAACACCCCUUCUUGUAUCACUCAUUGAGCGUCUCAAAGGUUUAGCGGAGGCAUUCGGUAAGCGCGACCACCAGUUCGAUGGUAGUGCCGAGCUGAAGAAGAGCCCAUCGAUCUCAAGUCUUUGCUUAUGGCUCAACGCGCUACUCCAACUCACUGUCACUCAUGGUUCGCUAUUCCUACAAAAAGCCAGCAACGAACAUCAGGCUGCGCUUUUGUGGCAUCUAAGAGCGCUCGGCACUCAGCUAGCUCUCGAGGCCUACCCCUCUAUCGUACAGUACAUCUUCGAUGUGGCUGUUCUCCUCUCAGACAGCGUCUCUGAAAACGUCCGUAAACACCUAGCGCGCCUUGAUGUUACCAAGGCGGUCGAUAAUCGUUGGACUUUCAUCUACGGGGCGGUAGCUUCUCCUGACGGCUGGCUCACGCUCACAAAACCCGCCAACACUCCCUCCAACCCGCACCCAACCGCUUCCCCUCAAGCCCAACCGCAGCCAAGCAGCCAAUACCAGUUACAGUAUGCUCAACAGCCACAGGGACUUGGUUCUGUGCCUCUUCAGCGGGCAUUCGGGCAGCAACAGUACCAGCAGCAAAUGCCAUCCCCGGGCCAGACCAAUGCCCGGGCUUACCCCCACCCGCAGCAUCCCCAGCCUAAUAAGAUGUUCCCUCAACAACUUCAACGAAUGGCACCUAAUGGCCACAACGGUCCACCACAGUUGCAACAAAUGCAACAAAUGCAAGCUCUUACGCAGCAGCGCAACACACGGCCUUCACCGGUUCAGCAGCAACGGGCAGUAGCAGUUCCGCCUCCGCCUCCGCCUCCCACGAGUGGCGUGAGAAAGGGGGGGGCGAUGAAGCAAGACAACGCAGAAAGGAAAGCCGUGGCCUUCGCGCUGCGGCGGUGGGAGAUCCUACCGGACAGCGGCGGGAAUGCUGGAGGGAAUGAGACAGCGAUCAGCCUUGGCCUCUUCGGGGCUAGGAAAGUUUGAUCAUGUCACAUUACGUCCUUUCAUUUGACCUCGUUUUCUUUGCAUUUUGGCUCACAUUUGCGCAUAUUAGCGGCGGAGUUCGGAAGAAACGGGAUUUAGCAGGCUCAAGUCCUGCAUGUUCGGUUGUCAUGCUAUAGGGGGUUUGUGAAGAUGCGAGCCUAGGCGUUUCUGGUGUAUUAUAUAGGUGGUGAGGGAAACACAAGCAUAACGCGACAUGACAACGUUCAUAGACGGAUGGAGGCGCAUUCCCAACAUGGAGCGAAUAUUGGAGGUUGGUUGGCAUCAUCUUUGUAUUGGUAUUGGCAAUGGUAUCGAGUUUUUGCCCACCCAAGGGCACAAGGCGGUCUUUAGACACCGUUUGGUAUGCCCGGUCCAUGCUCGCCCCCGACGACCCAAUCCCUCACCUGUCCCUUCCAGUCUGCUAUCCUUCCAUCACGGAUGCGGACAACGA
Messenger RNA from Trematosphaeria pertusa, 5370 nucleotides. RefSeq lists its product as uncharacterized. Lineage: Eukaryota; Fungi; Ascomycota; Dothideomycetes; Pleosporales; Trematosphaeriaceae. Gene Ontology annotation, molecular function: transcription coregulator activity. The coding region runs from base 159 to 4919 and encodes 1586 amino acids. Gene Ontology annotation, biological process: regulation of transcription by RNA polymerase II. The transcript has 9 exons. Gene Ontology annotation, cellular component: mediator complex. The record is from RefSeq and is a predicted model, not a curated record.